AUGACAAACCCCCAUUCUAUGAUUAAACGAACAACAAAUCUUUUCAUGUCUCCAUUCAACCUUAAAUGUUGUAGUAAAAAGUUUUCUUCGUUUGUUCAAUCAAUCAUCCAUUUGAGCCCGUUUACGGUUCAAGUUAUUUAUUUUAUCAUCCUCUCUUUGUUCGGUUUUGUUGUUUUAAAGUCGUUAGACUUCAAAACAUCGUCGUUUAAGCCAAAAGACAUCGACUUAUUCUUUACAACAGUAUCUGCUUUAACGGUUUCAAGCAUGUCAACAGUUGACAUGGAAGUAUUCUCAAAUAACCAACUCAUCCUUUUGAUGUUUCUAAUGUUCAUGGGAGGCGAGAUUUUCGUUUCCAUGGUUGGACUUCAUUUUCGUAAGUUCAAACAUAGAGUAACCGAUUUUUGUUCUAACAAUGAUUUUGAUUCAACUGCCGAGUGUAGUAUCGAGUUAGGAAUAACCCCAAAUGAUAACAAAUAUUUUCCUAAUAAUAAAUCUUUGGAUAACAAUUACUUGAUGCACAAAGCAAUUAAAAGUUUAGGAUAUGUGGUCUUGUGUUAUAUUCUUGUUGUCCACUUCAUUGGUUUUAUCUUAGUUUACAUUUAUAUAUCUUUUACUCCUAGUGCUAGAGAUAUACUUAUAAACAAAGGGCUAAAUAGACACAUUUUUAGCCUUUUUACAAUUGUCUCCACAUUUGCAAAUUGUGGCUUUGUUCCCACAAAUGAAAACAUGACAAUUUUUAAGAAAAAUUCUGGCCUACUCUUGAUUUUAAUUCCACAAAUUCUUCUUGGAAGCACUUUAUAUCCGGUAGUACUUAGGGCCACACUUUUGGUUCUAACGAAGAUAACGAAAAGGGACGAGUUUGGUUACAUGUUGAAGUACUCCAAGGAGAUAGGUUAUGGCCAAUUGUUGUCAUCGGUACGAACGUUUUACUUGGCCAUAACGGUUUUCGGGUUGAUUUUAGUUCAACUUGCAGUGUUUUGUAGUUUGGAGUGGCAUAAUAUUGAUGUAAUGGAAGGACUAAGUAAUUAUGAGAAAAUGGUUGGGUCGUUUUUUCAAGUUGUGAACACUAGAUAUGCUGGCGAAGCUGUUUUUGAUCUCUCGAAAAUUUCUCCUGCAAUCUUGGUUGGAUUUAUUGUAAUGAUGUAUUUUCCAUCGUCAACGACAUAUAUGCCGGUCCAAGAUCAUGAAAGUAAAAGAAGUAAUCAACGAAGGAGUUUUGUAGAUUAUCUUUUAUUUUCACGACUCUCUUAUUUGGUCAUUUUCAUAAUUUUAAUUUGUGUUUCGGAGAAAAAAAAGAUGCAUGGGGAUCCCAUCAACUUCAGUGUGCUUAACAUUGCCUUCGAAGUUUUCAGUGCAUAUGGAAAUGUUGGAUUAUCAACAUGCUACAGUUGUCAACAUCAAAUCAAACCAAUCGUACAAUGCAAAGAAGAAUGGUAUGGAUUUGCGGGAAGAUGGAGCAACAAUGGGAAAUAUUUGCUAAUUAUGGUGAUGUUUUUUGGAAGACUAAAAAAUUUCACUAAAAACGGUGGAAAAUAUUGGAAUGCUUCAUAG
Molecule: messenger RNA, 1551 nt
Organism: Erigeron canadensis
Lineage: Eukaryota; Viridiplantae; Streptophyta; Magnoliopsida; Asterales; Asteraceae
Product: sodium transporter HKT1-like
Exons: 3
Coding region: 1-1551 (516 amino acids)
Biological process (GO): monoatomic cation transport; transmembrane transport
Cellular component (GO): plasma membrane
Molecular function (GO): sodium ion transmembrane transporter activity
Source: RefSeq, a predicted model, not a curated record